AUGGAUACUUCUCUUCAUGUUUUUGAUGUCAGAAAGACUAAUAGUAUCCAAAGAUACAGGAAGGAGUCAAUUAGAAGGAAACAUAUUCUCCUUAAGAUAUGGUUUUUGUCAAGUUGUAGGAAGAAUCGAGUAGCACCUAAAUCUAUUUCUUUGUUUACGAAUAUCAACACUAAAACCUCAUUCAACACCAUUAAGAAAGCCAAGGACAUCUGGUUAAGGGAGGAAAUUAAAUCUUUAUAUUCAACUUUAAACACUUGUAACAUUAAUUUAAAGUUUCUUUAUUUUCGUUUAAAUGAAGUUCUUACACACUUUGAAUUUGUUGUCUUGGAUAGUGACAUUAGGGAUGAAGUUGAGGAUUUUGGUAAGUGCAAAUUUGAUAGUCUUAAAAGUAAACUUCACAACCUUAUUAAAUUCAAAAAUAGUAAUAAUUUUGCCCUGAACAUCUCAGGUCGUAACAAUAACGGUAUCCUUGAAGACCAAGACACUACUACUCUUACAGAUUUUAAAUUUCAUCCAAGAGUCUUAAAUCUCAGUUCUUAUAACUUUGAUCAUAAUAUUACUGAAAUUUUGAACUUAGGUCUGAACUUCAAUUUUCAUUCAAAUAAUUUUAACAAUGAUCUUAAACUCUUAGCUAUUGAUUCAGACAACAUCAUUGAAAACUUAAAUUAUAGUUUAAGCAAUACUCAAGCUCCUUACUUUUCCAACAACAAAGAUGUUAUAAGAGCUGACAUCUCAUCAACAUUAAAUAACAUCCAUCGUUCUCACAACUAUAAUCCAACCUCUUCUAUUCAUAAAAGACAAUAUAAAUACUUCAAAGAGUUAAAAAAGAUUUGUGAAAGUGAGAGUUUGACUAUAACUAAAGCUGACAAGGGUAAUUGUAUAGUAAUACUCAACAAACCAGAUUAUGUUUCUAAAGUUAACUCUUUUUUAGAAUCAGAUUCCUCUUUUCAAUUAAUUAACCAAGAUCCUACUGUUAAAUUUCACUCAUAUUUAAGGAAAUCCUUAAAACUGUAUAACUCAUGCCUUCAAUCCUUAGACAGCUCACCUUUACGCUUAACUACUAUGAAUCCUACCACCCCACUCCUUAGAGGUUUGCCAAAAAUACAUAAACCAAACAUUCCUAUCCGUCCUGUUGUUAACUUUUCAAACUCACCUUGUAGUAAAUUAGCUUCCUUUUUAAAUUCCAACUUGAAAAAACUGACUAAUUUUACUAACCCUUAUUCAGUACUUAGUUCAGUAGAUCUUGCUAAUAAAAUAAAGAACACUACAGUUCCAGAUAACGGUAUCUUACUUUCGCUGGACGUUACCAAUUUAUUUCCUAGUAUUCCACCUUUUGAAUGUAUAGAAUUAGUCAGAACUUUACUCUUCUCAAACAAUGUUCCAACACACAAUACUUUGGAUAUCUGUUCACUUUUAGGUGAUACCCCACCAGUAUUAUGUUCUACAUACGUUUAUUGCGGUACGAAACGUAAAAGAUCUACAAGUGGCGAUUGUAUGGUUAGGUCAACUCCAUCGUCUAAGAGAUCAAGUAGUAGUCUCAGUGAUAUUUCCAGUCUUGAUAUUAAUUUGCCCACAAAACUUGAAACUGAAUUGACGGAGAAGCUGAAAACCCUCGAAACUCCAGAGAUGACGUGCCUUAGCAGUGACAAUGGGGACCAUGUGCUCCAGAGGUCGGUUCUGAGGGCGUAG
This is a messenger RNA of Diabrotica virgifera virgifera (western corn rootworm), 1689 nucleotides long. RefSeq lists its product as uncharacterized. Bases 1 to 1689 code for a protein of 562 amino acids. The record is from RefSeq and is a predicted model, not a curated record. The transcript is spliced from 3 exons. Lineage: Eukaryota; Metazoa; Arthropoda; Insecta; Coleoptera; Chrysomelidae.